AGUCGCGUCGCUUCCGGCCCCGAGGCGGGGAAGGAGCCGGAAGUCCGGCGGUCCGAGGGUGUCGAGAUGGAGGAGGGCGAGUACGAGUCGGUGCUCUGUGUCAAGCCGGAGGUCCACGUCUACCGCAUCCCGCCGCGAGCCACCAACCGUGGUUACAGGGCCGCGGAGUGGCAGCUGGACCAGCCAUCAUGGAGUGGCCGGCUGCGGAUCACUGCAAAAGGGCAGGUGGCCUACAUCAAGCUGGAGGACAGGACCUCAGGGGAGCUCUUUGCUCAGGCCCCGGUGGAUCAGUUUCCUGGCACAGCCGUGGAGAGCGUGACGGAUUCCAGCAGGUACUUCGUUAUCCGCAUCGAAGAUGGAAACGGACGCCGGGCGUUUAUUGGAAUUGGCUUCGGGGACCGAGGCGAUGCCUUUGACUUCAAUGUUGCAUUGCAGGACCAUUUCAAGUGGGUGAAACAGCAGUGUGAAUUUGCAAAACAGGCCCAGAACCCAGACCAGGGCCCCAAGUUGGACCUAGGCUUCAAAGAGGGCCAGACCAUCAAGCUCAACAUCGCGAACAUGAAGAAGAAGGAAGGAGCAGCUGGGACUCCCCGAGCGCGGCCCGCCAGCACAGGAGGACUGAGCCUGCUUCCUCCGCCCCCGGGGGGGAAAUUCUCCACCCUGAUCCCCCCACCUGUGGAGCAGUUGUCUGGGGGGGGAUCCCUCGUCCAGACAGCAGUUGCUCCCAGUUCAGUAGGAGGUGCCACCAUGUCCUGGCCACACCCGAAGCCUGCCAUGACUGCUACCACCGACAUCUGGGGAGACUUUACCAAAUCCACAGGGUCGACUUCCAGCCAGACUCAACCAGGCACAGGCUGGGUCCAGUUCUGAUUUGAGUGCAACCCCUCUUUUUCCUCAUACAAUUUCUGGAAAGGAACCACUUCACCUGGGCCAAAGGAAGGAGGACGAAGCACUCCCCAGCCGGCCUCUGUUUGGAGCAUGACUCCUCUCCUCCUCACCUGACUUUCUUGACAGACUGGCAUGUUAGGCAGUAAAUUGGCACAAUGUCACACUGUUUGCUGGGACCCGAGUGUGCAACCACAACACAGGAGGAGGAGAGCGCCAGCAUCCCCAUCCCUGUCCGUCUCUUGACAUGAGAGACUCUGAGACUGCUGCUUCCAUCACAUGACCCAUAUUAAACACAAGCCCCCAAAGCAAAAGAAGGGGUUGAGCGUGCUACCUGGCCUCAGCUGGGCCCUUCUCAGUGGUUACAGGUGUCCCGUGAUCACUGUCCAGAAGGAGGGCCUUCUGCACUCCCGUUGGCUGUAGCCACUUCAUUCAAGGUGCCUUCAGAGGGGGGAUUCCUUCCUGAUUUCUGGCAGGUUUAUAGGCUGCAGCUCGAACAGCUAAUCAGGAGGGAAAUCAAGAGUAUUAAUCAGCUUUUAAAAAAUCUUUAAUGUUUGCUUUGCUAACGUGCUGAUCUGCACUAACUUGCCUUUGCAAAAGGGACUGCCCCUGCAAGAUGCGCCAGCAGGGGCCUCGGAAAGCAUUCCACCCUGUCCGCCGUAGGAACUGCUCUGAGCUUCAGAAAGCAGUGUUCGUCUUGGCCAAGUGGCCUGGCUGCCGGGUCUUCCGGGCCAGGUGGGCAGUGCCAGGCUGAUGCAGGCGCCGGAAGCGUGUUUGGGCAGGAAAGCCGGAACUGUUCUCAUGGAGGUUGGGGGGUCUGGCCGUCCUGUCCACCGACAGCUCUCUGGGUUCACGGGCUGCCAGCACAGUUCCCAGGGGCCUUGGGUUUUCUUCUUGCUGUGGUUUCUCAAGUGCCUUGUCUGCAGACAGCCUCCUACUUUCUUUUCUCCUUCAGAGACUGUACAUGACAGAAGGAGUUCUGAGCGAACUGGAAGCCUAGGGUUGCCUGUAUUAUUGGUUUAUGAGAAAUAAUUUUACCUGAGCACACCUCGAAAUUUGCUUUUCUCAGCAUACUUUACCUCUUAAUUGAAAGAUCGAUUUUUUGAAGGGUCAAGACAAUGAACUGAAAAAAAAGUGUUGGCCUUUUUGUGGGACCAGAUUCCGAAGAUAAAAAAAUAAAUAUUUUUACUUCUGUCGA
Messenger RNA from Mirounga angustirostris (Northern elephant seal), 2083 nucleotides. It is a transcript of the gene NECAP2, whose product is annotated as NECAP endocytosis associated 2. Gene Ontology annotation, biological process: endocytosis. Lineage: Eukaryota; Metazoa; Chordata; Mammalia; Carnivora; Phocidae. Gene Ontology annotation, cellular component: clathrin vesicle coat; membrane. The coding region runs from base 67 to 870 and encodes 267 amino acids. The record is from RefSeq and is a predicted model, not a curated record. The transcript has 8 exons.